AUGGCGACGAGAAGCCCAACCACAAGCAUUCCUGAGGACAGUCAGGACCCAGCCGACGCCCCCAAGGAGGCCUCCGACCCAGACCACCUUUCCACCUACGACAAGAUCAAGUCAGCAGUCCCCGCCCCACAACUCACACUCAAGGUCUUCCUGAUCUCAACACUCUGCGCAUACCUAUUCAUUCCCCCAACAACCGAACUCUACCACGUAAUACUCGUCCUCAUAGGAGGUAUGCUCGCGACGCUCUCCCUCACGUUCCUAGCCGAGAUCUACGCUCGUAGCGUCCGUGACGACGAAGAGGCAGCCCAGAAAGACUUAGAAGCUCAACGUCAUAACGCGGAGCUACUCGACCGGGCUGAUAGGGCUUGUUGGCAGUGUUGGAGGCGCAUCAAGCCGAGUGAGGGUCGCUAUCGUAUGUAUACCCCAAGCUGA
Messenger RNA from Cyphellophora attinorum, 432 nucleotides. RefSeq lists its product as uncharacterized. Lineage: Eukaryota; Fungi; Ascomycota; Eurotiomycetes; Chaetothyriales; Cyphellophoraceae. The transcript has a single exon. The record is from RefSeq and is a predicted model, not a curated record. The coding region runs from base 1 to 432 and encodes 143 amino acids.